AUGCAUGCAAUGGAGUCACAAGGUCGACGAAAAGCACCAGCGAGGAAACGCAAGGACGACCUUCUGAGAGAUCUUUUUGGAGAAGAGAAUCCAGAUCUCCCAAGUCCACAGGAUAGAUGGAUUAAUAUUCAGGCUGUUGUCAGAGAGGUUUACAAGGAGCUUGGCCGCGAGUACGGAUUUAUCGAUAAACGCUGGACCGAAAUAACACCACGAUGGAAAAUCGAUUUGAGCAACGAAGUCCUGUCGCGGCUUGCUGAGCCUGACCGACGAGUCCUAGAGUAUCGACCCGACGUAGUAGAGAGACUAUUGAAGGACCAUGUGUCGAAUCGAGGUGAUUGGAAAAAAGAGAAGGCAAGGAAAAUGGUCCAACAGGCAGAGCGAGGAAGCCCCCCAUCGGAGCGAAUGUCUCCACAAGAUACCGGAAGCUUAAGUCCCUACGAAGAAAGGAUGGAGUACGAAUUUGCAACACCGCGAUCGGGCUCGCACCAAUCGUUACAGGCAUCCCUACCGCCACUUUCUUCAUUUGUCGAGGGAGUAGAAAGGAUGAGGGGCAGCAGAGCAGACACAAGGCAGGUCUACGAGGAGACACGCGCUCAAAAAAGUGCAGGCUUCGGAUACUAG
Messenger RNA from Orbilia oligospora ATCC 24927, 621 nucleotides. RefSeq lists its product as uncharacterized. The transcript is spliced from 2 exons. NCBI's taxonomy places the organism in Eukaryota, Fungi, Ascomycota, Orbiliomycetes, Orbiliales, Orbiliaceae. Bases 1 to 621 code for a protein of 206 amino acids. The record is from RefSeq and is a predicted model, not a curated record.